CUGGACCCAGAUCGAAGCCUUUUUGAUCAAGGAGUAAAAACAGAUGGAACAGUGCAGCUCAGUGUGCAAGUAGUAUCUAGGCAAGGGAUAGAGCCCAAGCUAAACAUCCUUGAAAUUGUGAAGCCUGUGGAGACUGUGGAGGUAGUGAUUGAUCCAGAUGCUCAUCACGCACAGGCUGAAGCUCACCUUGUUGAGGAAGCUCAAGUGAUAACCUUGGAUGGAACAAAACAUAUUACAACAAUAUCAGAUGAAACCUCUGAGCAAGUGACACGAUGGGCCGCGGCCUUGGAAGGCUACCGGAAGGAGCAGGAGCGCCUUGGAAUACCCUAUGACCCGGUGCAGUGGUCGACAGACCAGGUGCUCCACUGGGUGCUGUGGGUGAUGAAGGAGUUCAGCAUGACUGACAUUGACCUCAACGCGCUCAGCAUUCCCGGGCGGGAGCUCUGCAGCCUCAGCCAGGAAGACUUCUUCCUGCGAGUCCCACGGGGAGAGAUCCUCUGGAGCCAUCUGGAGCUUCUGCGAAAAUAUGUGUUGGUUAGCCAAGAACACACUGGAGAAAUAGCAACUGUUACUAUUGAUCAGCCGGUGCAGAUCAUUCCAGCGUCGGUACAGCCUGCUACCCCCACCACCAUUAAAGUAAUAAACAGCAGUGCCAAGGCGCCGAAAGUGCAGAGAGCUCCACGGAUCUCUGGGGAAGACAGAAGUUCCCCUGGGAACAGAACAG
Molecule: messenger RNA, 724 nt
Organism: Merops nubicus (carmine bee-eater)
Lineage: Eukaryota; Metazoa; Chordata; Aves; Coraciiformes; Meropidae
Gene: GABPA
Product: GA binding protein transcription factor, alpha subunit 60kDa
Exons: 5
Molecular function (GO): sequence-specific DNA binding
Source: RefSeq, a predicted model, not a curated record